Messenger RNA from Solea solea (common sole), 2868 nucleotides. RefSeq names its product secretory carrier membrane protein 2 (gene scamp2). Lineage: Eukaryota; Metazoa; Chordata; Actinopteri; Pleuronectiformes; Soleidae. The transcript has 9 exons. The record is from RefSeq and is a predicted model, not a curated record. Bases 107 to 1087 code for a protein of 326 amino acids. Gene Ontology annotation, cellular component: recycling endosome membrane; trans-Golgi network membrane. Gene Ontology annotation, biological process: protein transport.
ACUUCAUUCGAGGAAGUGAGUAGGAGAGGCAGUUCAGGCGACAGGGGAAAGUCAGUUGUUUAUUCCGCGCUCAGAGAGACUAAAACGUCCCCGCGAACAUUUCAACAUGUCGAAUAUUGACAACAACCCGUUCGCAGAGUCUGCAGGCGACAGCCCUUUCAAUGAUCCUUCAGUCACACAAGUGACCAACUCCCACGUAGAGACAGUUGACCAGUUCAACCCUUUCCCUGAUCAUUCCACAGGUGGAGUAGCAAGUCAUACAACUCCAGCCACCACGUCUCUCUAUCAGCCUGCUGUGUUACAGCCGUCUACAGAGCCAAGUCCACAGGCGACUGCUGCUGCAGCUCAAACCAAACUGCUGAAGCAGCAGGAGGAGCUGGAGAGAAAAGCUGCUGAGCUGGACCGCAGAGAGCACGAGCUCCAGAGCAGAGGCCCGACAGGUAAAGAGAACAACUGGCCUCCACUGCCCAAAUGCUUCCCCAUCAAACCAUGUUUCUAUCAGGACUUCACAGAAGAAAUUGCCCCAGAGUAUCAGCGAGUGUGCAAGAUGAUGUAUUAUCUUUGGAUGUUCAACUGUGUGACUCUGUUCCUCAAUCUGCUGGCUUGUCUGGCCAUGUUCAUCACCGACUCGUCUGGUGGUAUCGAUUUUGGCCUCUCAAUUCUGUGGCUGGUUCUCUUCGCUCCAUGCUCCUUCCUCUGCUGGUACCGGCCCAUUUAUAAGGCUUUAAAGACUGACAGCUCCUUCAGCUUUUUCUUCUUCUUCUUUGUGUUUUUCUGCCAAGUGGUGAUCUUCAUCAUCCAGGCUGUAGGGAUCCCCAAAUGGGGGAACAGUGGCUGGAUCACUGCUUUCACUGUCAUCACUACGAACAAGGCAGUGGGCGCCAUCAUGAUCACAGUGGCCAUCCUCUUCACUAUUUGUGGUGUGCUGUCUGUCAUCCUGCUCAAGAUGGUCCACAGCAUGUACCGCCGGACUGGAGCCAGUUUCCAGAAAGCGCAGCAGGAAUUCUCUCAGGGUGUCUUCACCAAUAAAAAUUUCCAAACAGCUGCUGCUGGUGCUGCCCAGGGAGCCUUCCAGCAGAACAACUAAUGCUAGAUAUAGCUAGGGCAAGCUCCAUACAACAGGUCAAGGUCUUUAUAUUAUCAGGUCAACACGAUUAACCAAACUAAUGCGAAUCAUUGAGGAAGUUUAGCUUCGCUGAGAACGGAGAAGGCCUUCCAAAGUGUUAGUGAUUCUUUCUGGGAGUUGUUGCUACUCUGGGAAAAGCUCCUAUACUUUUGGAGCCAGUUGCUGCACAAAUUCUGAUCUGACCUUAUAAUGUACAGACCAUGAUCUAAGUGAGGCUACGUUAUCAUUUCACCAUCAAUGGACACGUGACUCCCAAUGUUAACUUAGCAUUUCACUUCAUGCAGCUCUGUUAGCAAGUGAAAAGCAGUUGAGGGACAAAGUCACACAUUUAGUGAUUUUCAAGGUGGAAAGCAUGAAUGAGGUUGACUGAUUUCUGUCUCUGUCCCUGGCUUUGUAUAUUUUGUGUGCACUUUCCUGCAAUGCUCUUCAUUGUGAUGUACGGUGUGUGUGUGUGAGAGAGUGUGUGUGUGUGUGUGCGCGUGUGCCCUGGCAUGCUGGUCACAUACUGUAAAGUAUGCUAGUGUUAAUCCAUGUAAAUGGAUCAUGUAAUGUAAAAAAAGUGUUCCUGUAUGUUGUUGAUUGGCAUAUUUUGGUCUUGAAUAACAUUUCAUUGUUGUGUUUUUUGUUUUGUUCUGCAAACAUUAUGGUAAAGAGGAAGAAAACAGGACAUGUAAUUGUUUUCCUUGAGGCCUUAGAGUUUCACAUGUUACUCAUGCAGUAAAUAUUCAUUUAAAUAUGGAAAGAAAUCUAAGAGUUAUACUGGAAACCUUCUGUAAGGAAACAUUUUUCAUUGACAAAAAGAAAAUAGUGGUAUCAUCAGUAUUGUGAUGGUUCUGAGGAAGUUGGCUUUUGUAGGUAUUACAUGACGGUUUCUAAUUUAACAUCAGUGUUACCUACGUCAUGUUUGUUAUCAGCAGAUUGAGUUCCCUCUUAAUAAUAUAAUAUAAUACAGAGGACAUACUGCAAUUUAUUUCACACUGAAGCAAUAAACUGGUGUUUUCUUCAUUAUCAGUAUCACAUUAAUGGUUUCUGACUCAGAUUCAGCUGCAUCUGUUAUCAGUGACUUGCCUUAAAGUUGUUGCUAAGGAGACCAAAGCAAUCCUGAUUAUUGGAAAAAAAAGAAGAAAAUUCUGCCAAUAAAUUACAUUUGCAUCAACGAGAUUUGACCUCAGGUCACAGUUUGCUUGAGUUGGCUGCUUUGAUCCAAACUGCGUUAUAAAGUACAGCAGCAUAUUCAGCCUGGUAAAUGAUAAAAAAUAAUCUGAACAUAUCUCAGAGAUUCUCCUCGAAUUCAUUUUUUAAUUCCAACCAGAGCUGUGUGAAUUUGGUGUAAUAUACCCAGUAAAGGUAUUAAAUUUUCUCCUGAUCAUUUCAUUUUCAAACUAAUUUAAGUCUUCCUGAAGACCACCACCACCACAUUCUAAAUUAUUUUAGUACUGAUGUAUAUUUCCUGUGAUUCCGUAUAAUGGAGUGUGUGUGUGUGUUUUGCUCGAUGUACAGUUUUUAAACAUUUGGCUUGGAUAUAUAAUAUAUGUAUAAAUUCUAAAAGAACGACUGCACACUCGGAUCAUUUCUGCGCUGUUCUUUCAGCAAAUGAGCGAAUCAUUUCAAGUUCAACCUCGGCACAGUAACACAACUGUAUUAUUCACACAUUUCCAUGCGCUUUGUGUCGGGAGAAGACAAAUUUGUGCCUUUUGGAUUUCUUGAUUGAAUAUAGCAUCUAAUAAAAUGCUUUGCUUCCA